Molecule: messenger RNA, 1580 nt
Organism: Aspergillus piperis CBS 112811
Lineage: Eukaryota; Fungi; Ascomycota; Eurotiomycetes; Eurotiales; Aspergillaceae
Gene: sitA
Product: TOR signaling pathway phosphatase SitA
Exons: 4
Coding region: 154-1326 (390 amino acids)
Biological process (GO): peptidyl-serine dephosphorylation; G1/S transition of mitotic cell cycle
Cellular component (GO): cytoplasm
Molecular function (GO): protein serine/threonine phosphatase activity
Source: RefSeq, a predicted model, not a curated record
GACCGCCGGCGCGCAUCCCGCUAAGCAACCCGUGUGCUCUGGUGUAUACGAGCGAACUUUCCUUGGAAAGACUAGUUUAUUCAUUACUCUACUUUUAUUACUGCCUUUAAUUGCACUGGUCCCACUUUGUUCACUCAUACGCACAAGUUCAUCAUGGUGGACAGUAAGGUCCCUCAGCCGGGACCGGCCAAGUUGAAGCGCAAUGCCGGCCCUGAUGAGUGGCUGGAGGCCGCAAAGGACUGCAAAUACCUCUCGGAGUCCCAUAUGAAACAGCUUUGUGAGAUCGUCAAGGAGUUUAUGAUGGAAGAAUCGAACAUUCAGCCGGUCUCAACACCUGUGACCAUCUGUGGAGAUAUUCACGGUCAAUUUUACGAUUUGCUAGAGCUGUUCCGGGUCUCUGGAGGCAUGCCCGAUGAACCUGACGUCGAGCCGCCUAAAACGUCGCCUUCCGUCAUCACCUCGGAGGACAUCGAACCCCCUUCCACCAUUACCGAUCCCAAGCUGCGCAAGAAAUUGAGGAACUCCGGCAACUCGGAUGAUCUUGCGGACGAGACAGGCUCGAAUAACAGCCAGCGCGGUCGGUCUUCCAGCGCAGGCUCGAAUGAGGUUACAUUGAAUCGAAACUUUGUAUUCCUUGGUGACUAUGUGGACAGAGGGUACUUCAGUUUGGAGACCCUCACGUUACUGCUGUGCCUCAAGGCAAAGUAUCCUGAUCGUGUUACGCUGGUACGCGGUAACCACGAGUCUCGCCAGAUCACUCAAGUCUACGGUUUCUACGAGGAGUGCUUUCAGAAGUAUGGCAAUGCGUCCGUAUGGAAGGCUUGCUGCCAGGUUUUCGAUUUCAUGACAUUGGGCGCCAUCAUCGAUGGUAGGGUGCUCUGUGUGCACGGUGGACUGAGCCCGGAGAUUAGAACACUGGAUCAAGUGCGGGUGGUCGCGAGAGCCCAAGAGAUUCCACACGAAGGUGCUUUUUGUGACCUGGUCUGGUCUGACCCCGAUGAUGUGGAGACAUGGGCAGUGAGUCCCAGAGGAGCUGGCUGGCUGUUCGGAGACAAGGUUGCAGACGAGUUCUGCCAUGUCAAUGACCUGACCCUGAUCGCCCGAGCCCAUCAAUUGGUCAACGAGGGUUACAAGUAUCACUUCGCCAACCAGAACGUGGUCACUGUGUGGAGUGCUCCCAACUACUGCUACCGAUGCGGCAACCUCGCCUCUGUGUGCGAGAUCGACGACGAUCUAAAACCGACGUUCAAGCUCUUCAGCGCGGUCAGUGACGAUCAACGACAUGUGCCGACGUCGCGGCCGGGCCGCAGUGAGUACUUCCUGUAAGAUAUCGCAUGGAUACGCUUUUUAUUCUCUCGUCUGCUUGCAUUUCGCAAGACAUGAGGCGUUUACUGCACCGGCGCUGGCGUUGGGAGUGGAUACAGAUGGCGCCUACGCACUGUGGGUGAAGACGGGUUACGAGCAUCAUAUAUUACGAUUUGGGACACAGUUAAUGAGGGCACCUUUAUGCAUACUGGUACAGCUUGGUCCAGAGGGUUUGUUUAGUCGAACUAUGACGAAUCAGAUGAUUGUUAUGAACA